GAGGCUCCUCGAGAGGGAAGAUGGCGGAUAGUGACAGGCUGGUGACAAUCUGAUACGGGAUGGGCGUCUCGCGUUAAACGAAGGGAGUACGCGGAGCCUCUCUUUUUUUCAAUCGGUCGUGAUGAUAAUGAAUAGUGACGAUACCGCGGUGUACAAACAUGGCGAUGAUUUGAUAUCACAGUCGUCUUCCGAGCCGGACGAGUCGCGAGUUUCCGAGUUGCCUUGGAGGAAGAUCGCGCGGGGGUGGUGUUAGUGAAUACAUAUUCAGUCUCAUCAUCUGUGGAAAAAAACGACGUUUCGUGCCCUGAAAUCGGGCAGAGAUCUCGUUUGCAGAGAGAGAAAGAGAGAGAGAGAAAAAAAAGAGAGAGAGAGAGCGAGUCGUAUCGCCGUUUUAUUUACGUUCCUUUCUUCCCCGCCACCAGGCGACGAGAGGAUCCUAAGAUGGCCCGAGAGUACGAUCAUCUGUUCAAGCUGCUCAUCAUAGGAGACAGCGGUGUAGGUAAAAGCUCACUACUUCUGAGAUUUGCUGACAAUACCUUCAAUGGCAGUUACAUAACUACGAUAGGGGUGGAUUUUAAAAUACAAACUGUGGAGAUAGAUGGUGAGCGGGUAAAGCUGCAAAUUUGGGAUACCGCUGGGCAGGAGCGUUUCCGGACAAUAACUUCGACUUACUACAGGGGGACGCACGGCGUUAUAGUUGUGUACGAUGUGACCAGCGGUGAUACGUUCGCGAACGUUAAGCGAUGGUUGCACGAAAUCGAACAGAAUUGUGAUGUGGUUAACAGGGUACUUGUAGGAAAUAAGAACGACUCACCUAAUCAGAAAGUGGUGUUAACGGAAGAUGCGCAAAGAUUCGCCAACCAAAUGGGGAUACAGUUGUUUGAGACUUCCGCCAAAGACAACAUUAACGUUGAAGACAUGUUUAUGGCAAUAACGCGGCAAGUUUUGCGGACCAAAAAAGAACGCAAGGAGCGACAAGCCAUACAGACCAACGAGACAGUGAAUCUGAGGAAAAGCACAAAACAGCAUAGGAAAAAAUGUUGUUAGCGAGCGUUGUAUAAGCAUGCUACUCCCUAUUCACGAAAUAUUAUUUCAUAAUGAUAAUUAGGACAGAAUAAAACAGAGAGCAUGUGUUAGUAUCACUAGCGGACAUGAGAGACGCUGGAAACCCUGAUAUUUUCUAACACCAACUUUUUUGUGAGUUUUGUAUUCCAAUUACGAUACCUAAGAUUGUAUGCUAACUAAAAAAAGAGGUAUACACUUUUUUGACGUUAAUAUACAUAUAUCAUAUUUAAAUAUCGAGCGAGCGUGUAGGGCUUAUUUAGUGAAAAAAAUUGUCUAUGCGACAUUCCUUUUGUGCUUUCGCGUGCUGCGUUUAAGAACAAAGGCCUAUUCAUCAUUUGUAACAUUUACAAAAGGGUAAUUUUCACACACACAUUUAACAAGAUUAAAAAUUAUUGUUAUACAAACAUGAGCGCAUUUCAUAUUACGUAGUCAAAUAAAAUGUAACUAAUUUUGUCAAGAUCAUUUUGAUUAAUGCAUAGAAUUUUGCUGCACAUUCGACAAUGAGUUACCAUAUUUUAAAUGAAUUGUAUUUAAAAUGAGUAGGAUUAAAGUUUUUUGAACGAACAACAGAUAUUAUUAGCUAAUCCAAAUAAUUUGUAGGACAUUUUAGUAAAAUUAAGGUUCCUCUGUAGUUUGAUGAUGCUUUCAGUGCACUCCAAAAGAUUUGAUCAGAUUAAGGCAAUCGAAUGUAUGAAUAUGAUAUAUAAAAAAGACUGCAUUCUAUAUGAAAA
This is a messenger RNA of Nylanderia fulva, 1796 nucleotides long. RefSeq names its product RAS oncogene family member Rab35 (gene Rab35). The record is from RefSeq and is a predicted model, not a curated record. Gene Ontology annotation, molecular function: GTPase activity; GTP binding. NCBI's taxonomy places the organism in Eukaryota, Metazoa, Arthropoda, Insecta, Hymenoptera, Formicidae.